AGUUCUUUCAGGCAGACGUUCAACCCGAAUUGACUGAAAACUGAAGGCAAAGACGAGGUUCUUUUUGUCCUAACACAUUCCCCCCCGAGGAAUAUAUAAGAAAUCACCGCACAAAUAAUUUUCCCAAAAGCAACCAUCAUUCCCAAAAGUGCCUCCAAUCAAAUCGAAAACGAGCCGGAAACUUGCAAUUUGGGUGCACCCACCAGCACCUGAGCUUGCAUUUGACAACAUUGCACACUUGCAACUCCUCGACCAUUAUACGUGGUAACCCAACAUCUUGCUUGAUCGCGGUUCUUGAUAAGAAAAAUGGUGGAAGAAAACCAAAACCGACGCUCUUCGCAGAUGCAGGGCCGUGUCGCGCGGGUGGGUUGCUGGGCCAGGGUCUUGGGCCGUGGAGGAGGUUUUUCCUGCCUGAUGCUGCCGCAGCUAUUCGGGGGCAAUCUCUGCAUGCGCGACAUGUCUUUUUUCGUGUCAGCUGAGCGCCGCGGGUUCAUGGACAAAACGCCCAAGCCGCCGCUAUCCAAUAAAAAUCUUGAUGUUGGGGCAGAAGUGAUGGAGUUUCAUCUCUUGUGAAGACGAGUACAGAGACAGAGUAGCUCUGCAUACACAAGAAUAAAAAGGCCAAACACGCUGCUUUAAGCUGCAGCGUGGGCUGCUUAGUACUAAAUUUAUGCAAUGUAGUUCCGCAUCGUUUUGCUUCGGUUCUUCUCCUUUCGGUACACUAAACUACAACCGAAUCCGACGGUGUCACUGAUUUCCAUCUCACGCACACUGCAAAUGGUAAAACUGUUGCUGUUCUUCUGCAGACUCCAACUGAACUGUUUUUACACCUUUCACGAGGACAGCUAACUUCAUUCGCUCCACCACGACAAAGUAGAUUUUUCCUUUCCAUACCCUCCAGGCAAGGAGUAUGACCGCGGCGGUGGGAUUGCACUACAGCGGGCUAUCAUUGAGUGGGACAACUACAUCUUCGACACGGGAGUAAGCAUGCUGCAGAAUGUGUACUACUCCGCCAAAGACGUUGCCGUUGGGGCUUUGAUGCCUGGAUCUUCUGCAAAUCAAGACGACGAAGCGGCGGGUGCUGCAACUUCAAAGUUGGCGCGCAAGCACCCGGAGAAGCGGAAGAAGUGGGCUGCGGUGACCCGGGUUGGGAACACCGAUGGUGAUGACAGCAAGAGCAACCCGGCGGACAUGAUCCCGCAAGACGCCGAGUUUUUGAAUGAAGAGGGGACGACGAAUGAAGCGGGUCGUGAUUCGAAACCGCGGAACUCUGACGACUCUACGUCAAGCCUUCAGAGGCAUCUUCACUCAGCGUCCAGCUCCGCGCUGGAGAAGAAAAGCAAGGAGUUCUUGGCGGAGGAACAACAAGGUGCGAACGAUGCUCGCGUCCGUGACAACGCUGAUUCUGCUGGGCAAAAUAAUGCUGGGAAAAAUGACGAACCUGAGUCCAAAGACCAUGAUUACGAUUCUUCGUGGGCUGGCAAAGUGUCGAGUUUCUUCCAAGCGGCCAGCGACGCGGUAAUUGGAAGCUUUUUCCAGGUGGGAACCGCGAAAACUACUGCGGAAAGUAGCGGCGACAAAAAUCUUCACCAGAGCAAGGAGCGAGAUCAGCAGCUGCUCCCGCAGCAGUCCUUUCUCGAAGAAACACUGCCACCCACGAACAACAUUGGCGUAAUAUCGACGCCGGCUCCGCAGUUUUCUCCGAUUGGUUCGCCUUUGUUGGUGCCCGCAGGAGAAGGCACAACACCGUGGGAACCUGCCUCUCCGGAGACUGCUUCGGGGGGGUUUCUCGAGCAGGUUUCGAGCGUGUUGCAGGCGGGGACUGAUGCGGUUGGAAGUUUGUUUCAGAGAACCAGUGCGGUAGUGGGGCUUUCACCGGGUGAUCAUCAGCAUGCACAGGUGGAGCAGGAGGCCGAGCUCUCUGUGAAGACGACCAGCACGACAGAAACGUCGCCUCAUCCGCCGGCGCCGCGUGCGGAGGGUUGUCCGUCAGACGAUCAAACUGUGGCAUCAAGUGUAUCGCACAGAAAAAAGCUAGCACUUCUCAACAGUGGUAAAAACGCAUGAUGCGUAAUAUCGAAAUGCAGUUGCAAUUGCACGCGAAAGACAAUAAAUACAAUAGUUCAAAAAGAUUGUGUUUGUGACGCGCACGGCCGUCGCAUGACACUCUGCAAGACUGGUUUUUGUUCAGCACGGCUUGUCUCUUUUCUACUGAAGUUGAGAUGCUAGUAGUUAUAUUCUGUACGAUAAAACCAAAACGAAGCCGUGUUGACGACAGCCACAACGGAAACGUCGCCGCACCCGCCGGCACCACCUGCGGGAAGUUUCACAGAGCUGCGAAAGGACCGCGCGAAACCAAGUUUGGAUCCCAGUAAGAACGAGAAUGCCAACGCGGACCAGGAGCUACGGACGUACAAACGCCACAUGGGUGCUGCUAUCGAGAAGGUGAAGGGGAUGGAUCGAGCGCGGCGCAAACUGCAACGAAAAUUGGAGUACCCAGAACUACGUGAGUUUGUCCAGUUGCGGGAAAGCAGGGCGAAUAAAGAACAAGAAGCAGAGCGUGCAAAUAAAGCAGGCUCUGAGACGAGCGGAGAGCGAGGACCAAGUGAUCAUGCAGAACCAGCAGCAGCGGGAAACGCAAAUCUGACUCGUCUUCAGGUGGAGAUGUGCAAACUCGGGCCCAGCGUUGCCGGGCUGGUUCCCAUCGAGCAUUUUUUUGUCACGUUUUACAAAGAAAAUUCACCGGUUGAUGUUGGUGCCCAAGCCGCCAAGGGCCAUACCCGUAUCGUGGUUGCGGAGUAUGAGGGAAGCGGUUUGGAUAUCGCCACCCUGGACCAGCUUGACCACGAGCAGGCGGAUUCGAGUAUUUCCAUCUACCAGGGCAAAAGGCGGAAGUACAGCAGCAUCAACAAUCCGGGGUUCUUUGGCAUUGAAACGUGGACGGACGACUUGGACGCCUAUAAGGAAAAACCUGAAGAGAAGAAGAAAAAGGCAAAGUCCCUUAUUUGUUUGGGCAUGGUCCCUGACAGCACCCCCCAAGCCGCAUUGAUACAACGACAAGGUCUGGGUGAUGAAAUUCCUUAUGAUGUGGGCACCUCGGGUCCGAAACAAAACGAGUUCAGGUUAUACUCAUUCGAUGAUCCUGUUGAGAUUAAGGACCUGGUUGGGCUUGUGGGUCAGACGAUGGGGUAUGGGUGGAAUGAAGAUUACUCACUCAAGGGAUCGCAACUGUCAACACUUUGUAAAUGCGAUUGUGAAUCUUUUUUCUCCGCGACGGUACAACAUAUCUGUGCAGACACGAGCCCUGUCAAACACGGUACUAAAUAUCGUAGUGCCAGAUCAUGUGGUACCUGCGGAAAGGGUAGACACUGA
Amoebophrya sp. A120 is the source of this 3372-nucleotide messenger RNA. NCBI's taxonomy places the organism in Eukaryota, Dinophyceae, Syndiniales, Amoebophryaceae. The record is from the annotation of a GenBank genome assembly.